AUGGCUGCCAGACUAACUUCCUCCGUGCCACGGACCCUUGCAACGUCAUUCUACAAUGCUGCUCCUGGUUUUCACGCCGUUACUAGACCUAAGCAGCAUGAUCAGUCGAUCGCGGAGCUCUUCGUUUUGCCACCACGUCGCGUCGCAGACGACAUGAUGGAAAAGUACUGGAACGAAGUAUACCUCCUCUAUCCUUUUCUCAUGCGGGAGCGCUUCAUGCCGGCCUAUCAAAGAAUCUGGACGGGUGCAGACCGAGAGACUGACCAGAGAUUGCUGUAUUGUAUUUUGAACCUGAUCUUUGCAAUCUGUUGCCAGAUCAGCAAGAGGGAGUCUCCAAGCGAAAAGGCUGCUGCUGCCGAGGUGUUUUACAAAAGGGCGUCAAACCUGUUGCAGGUCAAUCUAAUAAGCAGCGGCUCCCUGGAGCUCGUACAGGCCCUUCUUCUCAUGGGUCAAUAUCUACAGAGCACCGAAUGGCCGCAUAGAUGCUGGGUUGCCAUUGGUUUGGCCAUCCGCAUCAGUCAGGGCUCUGGUCUACACCUUCGACGGACCACAAUGAAUGUUGCGCAGAUCGACCGAGAGCUGGCGCGUCGGGCGUGGCAUGGGUGUGUCUUUAUGGACCGGAUGGUGUCAAUGACCUUGGGCCGUCCGAUGAUGAUAUCCCGAACGGACGCUUCGGUUGUGCCUUUCCCGGAAGCUAUCGACGACCAAUACCUGUCUCUGGAGAUAGGACAAGAUCAUUCACAACCUCAAGGCCAAGUCUCGAUCAUCGAGUUCUACGUCCAAUCGUUGAAACUCUACAUCAUCACCGAGGAGAUAUUGUCGGUCAUGUAUCCUCACGAAGACGCCGCCUCUUCCCCAACACGGGCUUCUUCUGCUCUGGAAAAGCUCGCGAGCCUCGACUUCAACACAAUCUUGAGGAUCGAUUCGGCCAUCACCAAUUGGUACAAGGCAGUCCCAAACGAACUCAAGAUCCAUAGCGACUCUUUGCCGGAGCCCCACAAAGCUGCCCAUGCAAGGCAGGCAAAUAUCCUGCGGCUUCGCUGUCUCCAGGUCCAGAUCCUCUUGUUCCGUCCCAUCCUUUCGCUUCUGCUGGCUCAGGAGAUCAGAAGCAAGGCAAUCUGUCUACCGACAGCAGAGUUAUGGUUGCCGCUCUCGAUGGGGCUGAUUUGUGUGAGGAAAUGCAUGCGCAAUGCACUCGAAAUGAUCAGCAUCAUCUACGAGAAACAGAUUAACCCGAGGUCCAAUGACAUUGAGCUCCUUCCAGCAUGGUGGUUCCAGGUUUUCUUCAUCUAUACUGCCGCCACAGCCCUAAUACCGGCACGCGUCUAUAGCUACAUCCGCGGCGACAUCUCGCAGACAUCGCUGACCGAAGCGUGGCGACGCUCACUCGAAGUCCUGCGCCGCCUUUCUCCCCUGAGUCCCACUGCAACGCGGUGUCUGGCUGCACUCGAGCUCCUCGACGAAGAAGUGGUUGCAGAUGAGAUGCCCAACAACGGCCCCAAUCCGACCUCCAGCAAACACGACGGGGAUGAUGAACGUGCACUUGACAACUCACCCCAUCCACUCGACCUUCGCGCCGGCCGGCUGCACGAAGACAACACAGUACAGCGAAGUAGCUGCAACAACAACACCCUCGGCUCACAAGGUGAGGGCAGCACCACGAUAGUCGCGCCAGCUUGGAGCGGACCGAGCGGUCACAGGACCCCCCAGUCACAGACACUGUCCGAGCUUGCCGUUCCUUUCCGAAUGGUCCAACAGCCACAACAUCAAUACAAUACCCAAGUAGAUUCAUUCGGACGAAUGCUACAGAUGCAGGAUUUCAGCUGGCUGGAUUCCCUCCCUGCAGACCUCUUGGCAGGGGGCUACGAGGACUUGCCGGAGCUUUUUUCCCAAUGA
Fonsecaea multimorphosa CBS 102226 is the source of this 1896-nucleotide messenger RNA. RefSeq lists its product as uncharacterized. The transcript is spliced from 3 exons. Gene Ontology annotation, molecular function: DNA-binding transcription factor activity, RNA polymerase II-specific; RNA polymerase II cis-regulatory region sequence-specific DNA binding; zinc ion binding. Bases 1 to 1896 code for a protein of 631 amino acids. Gene Ontology annotation, biological process: positive regulation of transcription from RNA polymerase II promoter by galactose; DNA-templated transcription. The record is from RefSeq and is a predicted model, not a curated record. NCBI's taxonomy places the organism in Eukaryota, Fungi, Ascomycota, Eurotiomycetes, Chaetothyriales, Herpotrichiellaceae. Gene Ontology annotation, cellular component: nucleus.